Hemicordylus capensis (graceful crag lizard) is the source of this 2759-nucleotide messenger RNA. It is a transcript of the gene ANKEF1, whose product is annotated as ankyrin repeat and EF-hand domain containing 1. The coding region runs from base 239 to 2632 and encodes 797 amino acids. The transcript has 10 exons. The record is from RefSeq and is a predicted model, not a curated record. NCBI's taxonomy places the organism in Eukaryota, Metazoa, Chordata, Lepidosauria, Squamata, Cordylidae. Gene Ontology annotation, molecular function: protein binding.
UCUCGCGGGUUCCGUUGCUAUAGGAGCUCCGAGCUAACAAUACCCCUCCCCUGAGUCCUCCGGGCUGUGUGGCUCUGGUUGCUGCCGUCCCGGAGGAGCCGCGGCAGCGGCUCGUGCUUCCAAGCCGCGCCACGGGGAGAGUCAUGCCCCUCUGCCAGAGGCGCUCGUCUCGUUUCCUGCCGCUUGCUUGGAGCGCCAGCAAAGUUCGGAGAAAGGGCCUUUGUUCAGUUGAUUGAGGAUGUCUUUGGCUGACAAGAGACUUGAAAACCUACAGAUCUAUAAAGUUCUCCAGUGUGUGCGUCAGAAGGACAAGAAGCAGAUUGAAAAGCUCACCAAACUUGGAUACCCUGAACUCAUUAAUUUCACUGAGCCGGUCGAUGGAGACAGUGCCCUUCACUUGGCCUGUGUUGCUAACGACAUUGACAUGGUUAAUUUUCUCUUGGAGCUUGGGGCUCAUCCAGAUGUCCAGGAUCGAAUGGGGCGCACACCUGUGAUGAAAGCUGCUGAGCUUGGCCAUGACUUAGCCUUGGAUGUAUUAGUCCAGGCUGAGGCGGACAUGACCAUCGUUGAUCAGGAAGGGAAAGGUGUUCUGUUUUAUUGCAUCUUGCCUACCAAACGGCACUACCGCUGUGUUCAGAUGGUCCUAGAGUAUGGGGCAGAUGUUAACAACUGUACGUUUGAUGGGAAGCCGGUUUUCGUACAAGCCUGUGAGCAAGCACAUGAGAUCAAAGAGAUGUGCAUGAGCUUUUUGGAAAGAGGAGCAGACCCAAAUGCAAGGAACCCAGCAACUGGCCGCACUGCCCUGAUGGAGGCAGCGAGAGAAGGCGUUUUGGAAAUUGUCCGCGGUAUCCUUGAAAGAGGUGGAGAAGUUAAUAUUUUUGAUGAUGAGAGACACCACGCUGCACAUUUUGCUGCCAAAGGAGGUUUUUUUGAGAUCUUGAAGCUUAUUUCUGCCUAUAAUGGAGAUGUCGGCUUGAUAGCCAUGAAUGGAAAUACACCGCUUCAUUAUGCUGCUUCCGGAGGUUAUACUGAAUGUUGCAGGUUUAUAGGCCAAAGAGGCUGUGAUCCGACGUGGAGGAACUUAGAGAAAAAGACCCCAAGGAUGGUUGCUAAAGAUGGUGGCUUUAAAGCGGCAGUCAAGGAGAUUCGUAGAAUUGAGCGGCGCUUUGCCAAAUUCUCCAAGCCCAAACUUGGGGUGAAGAACCCCAACCCGCCCUGGGCUGUCAGGCUACAUGACUGGUCUGUGGAACAUCAGGCAAGCCUCCGCGACGUGUUCGAGGCAGUGGACAGAGGCGAUGGGACAAUCGCCAAAGAUGAUUUUAUAGCCAUCAUUGAGGAAAAAUGUCCAUAUGUGGAACCCGAUCAAAUAUUAACAAUUGCCCAGGCUCAUGAGAAAACUCGUGCAGGGGGGAUCAACACUGAGGAGUUUCUUAAGGGCAACCGGUACUUGCAGAAAGCCUUCCUCCUUUCGUCAUAUGGUCCCAAGAAGAAGAAAGGCAAGAAAGCAAAGGGCAAGAAGGCCAAAUUUGCUGUCCCCAUUCCUAUCUGUGUCAUUCCUGAGAGCUCGCGCCCCCGUCGCCCAGAUGGCGGGCCACCGGAGUACAUGAUUGAGACCUAUCAGAACAUAACGGACUGCAACCGAUUCAAUCGUGACCACCCACCCGAGCAUCCCAUACAGGAUGAUUCCUGGUGGUACAUUGAUGACCCACAGAAAAACUUCUCCAACAUCAACUACCUCACGAAAGCAGGGGACCUUUCGUCCCUGAAAAAGGCCUUUGAAUCGGGGUUGUCAGUGGACAUCAGAGACCAUUUCUACAAGACCCCCUUGAUGGCGGCCUGUGCAAGUGGCAACAUCGAAGCUGUGCAGUUCCUUCUGGAACAGGGGGCUAGUGUGAAUGCAAAAGACAAUUUCAUGUGGACUCCUCUCCACCAUGCCUGCCAUGCAGGGCAGCAGGAUAUUGCAGAGCUGCUAAUGAAAUCCGGAGCAACCAUAGAUGCCAUUUCAAUCAACGAUGGAACCCCAUUGAUGAGAGGGAUUGAGAGCUGCAGGCUGGACACUGUGCAGUACUUAAUCAACAGCGGUGCUAAACCUCAAUUGACAAACCGAAGAGGGCAAAAUUCUCUGGAGAUUGCAAAAGCAUAUGCUGACACCCGGUUAGUUCACUUCAUCCAAGACACGCUGGACCAUUUGCCCAAACCCCCAGAAGGCAAAGGGGAUAAGCAGAAAGGGAAAAAAGGUGGCAAGCCUAAAGCCCCGGCACCGGCCCCUGCACCUCCCAAGCCAAAGACUUCAGAGGCUGAUGCAAAGGAGCCUGUCAAAGAGGAGGUUCCACUGCAAGCUGAACCGGUCAUUGAAAAAUCUGUCUUUGAAGAGAAAAAAGAAACCGUCCGGGAUAAUGUUGUCCAUUUGAAUUCACUGAUAACCAGGGGAGCGACAAAGAAAGUUAAUAUAACUUUCACGCCACAGAGGACUUGGAGUCCAGAAGCAACAACAACAGAUCUCCUAAGAAAGAGGGAGUUACGUCGGCAACGUUUUACUUACGAGGUGGACUUUGAAGACUUCAUGAUGCCAUUUAAGAGAAAUUUUAUGGAGAAAGCCCGUACAUUAGGACAGGCUGCUGCCUUACAUUAAUCACUGGGCAAUUUCUGCAUGGAAAUUCAGGAAGAGAAGAGCAUGAGUUUAAAAAGAAGAAGAGAAAUCUUUGAAAAGCAUAAUCAUGUUGCCCCUAAUUGUGAUAAAAGGUUUACUUUGUUCUUUA